This is a messenger RNA of Diabrotica virgifera virgifera (western corn rootworm), 5335 nucleotides long. It is a transcript of the gene tor, whose product is annotated as tyrosine-protein kinase receptor torso. The coding region runs from base 160 to 2571 and encodes 803 amino acids. Gene Ontology annotation, biological process: positive regulation of kinase activity; multicellular organism development; protein phosphorylation. NCBI's taxonomy places the organism in Eukaryota, Metazoa, Arthropoda, Insecta, Coleoptera, Chrysomelidae. Gene Ontology annotation, cellular component: signaling receptor complex. Gene Ontology annotation, molecular function: ATP binding; protein binding; transmembrane receptor protein tyrosine kinase activity. The transcript has 13 exons. The record is from RefSeq and is a predicted model, not a curated record.
CCCUUCUCGCAUUUGCCAAACAUAGUCAGUGUUGUUUUCGCUUGCGCUUGUAAAUUAUCAUCCAGGUUUAAGCUCACCUUCAUGGCACUUACUACGAUCAAUUAUUUUGGAAAGAGCUUUUUACAUUUUAUGUAAUUGGUUCAUGUUCUUUUCUUGACGAUGAGACUUUCUGUAGUUUUGGUGUUUGCGAUUUUUAGUGCGCUUGUCGGGGCGAAUUUGGAUAAACAUAGUGACGAAUCAUGCCAUGAGUGUAACAAAGAGUCUUUGAAACAUCCAAGCUGCAUGCAGAAACAAUGCGACUGCAAAAAACCGCCUCAUAAAAAAGAUAAAGUUACUUUAAAUUCGGAUUUAAGCGAUAGUAAUAUUACCGAUGUGGAAAAAGCUUCAUCAUCUAUCAUUCGCAUCAAUGCAACAACCCUGUACCAAUCAUUCGUAAAUGCUCCAAGGUUGCACUGUCUGGAAACUGACUUUUUAAUUCUAUUUUGGCCUCUUCCAGAACAAGUAGACUACUAUUACGUACGAUAUGUAAGCGUCGGAAUGAGUACAAUAAUUAGGGAAACUCCUAUGACAAGAUGUAGAUAUAUAGCUCUCAAGGAUCUAGAACCGGACACAAUAUAUAGUAUAGAACUUCAAGGAUUUAUUUUUAAACCAAAACGACAAACUCAACGUGUACGAAGCCAUCCCAUCUUAAUAAGUACUAGAAAGGAACAUGUAACUGUAGGACGUAUUAAUCAUUUUUGGCUCAGCAAAUUUGAGUUUAAAGAAAAAAAAUAUUCCGCUAAUGUGCAGUGGGAUGGAGGAAGAGAUCCUCCUUGUUUUUAUAAGUUAACUUACUUCACACCUGCGGGAGAUUAUGAGGAAAUCAACAUUGAUCCAUUCGAACUGGAUUACACUUGGACUAUACCAAAUCUUAAAGUUGGAUCAAAUUAUCAAAUAGCAUUAACACCGUAUACAUCUCCCGAUGAUGAAUUAGAAGGUCCAAAAACGUGGUUAAACAUCACUACACCCACGUGUAUUGAAACUUUUCAUAGUACCAAAAAGUGCGUUCCUGAUGAUCCAGAAGAUGUGAUGGUUGAAGAAAACGUUUUGAAAAAUGUAAGAUCUGUUAUCCAUUUCAACGUUAGUGUUAAAUGGAAAAAACCAAAGUACCCACCGUCUAGUUAUAGUAUCUGCAUUUUAUUAGUUGAUAGCGAUACUCCUUACAAAUUGAUGUCACGUAAUAUUUCAGGGGAUCACACCAAUUUUACAUUUUUGGAUAUAGUACUCCCUUCGAUCUAUGGAGUAUCCCUGGUAGCUUAUUCUGAAGGUGGUGCCAGUAAACCUGCUUAUAUCGAGCGACAUACGAUUGUAAAAAUAAACGAAAGUGAGCAAGUUAUUGAUCGUCCUCCUCCAAAAGUAUCAAACAAUCUCACAGUUAUUAUUGCUCCAGUAGCUGCAUUAAUUGUUUUACUUAUGAUAACUGCGACUAUCUUCAUUAUUUUAAGGAUAAAGAAAAAGGAAAAAAGCUUCGAGGACAGCAAUAAUAAAUUUAUACCACACAAUCUAAACACAGCUAUAAUCAUCCCCAUGAAAGCAGACGAAUGGGAAAUUGAUGUGAACAAGCUGACAAUAAAAGAAGUUUUAGGUAAUGGUGCUUUUGGGGUAGUAAGAAAAGGCUGGUAUAUGAAAACUAAAGAAAAAGAAGUAGAAGUUGCUAUUAAAAUGUUAAGAGAAAACCCAACUUCUGAAGAAAUUCAACAAUUUCAACAAGAAAUCCAAUUAAUGAAAGCUGUUCCAGUUCAUCCUAAUCUAGUAUCAAUGAUCGGCUGCGUUACUCAAGGACAGCUUCUUUUAGUUGUAGAGUAUUGUCCAAAAGGCGAUCUUCAAACUUAUUUAAAAGUGGCUGCAGACAAAAUGUUAAAAGCAAAUCUUAUAAAAGGAAAUGAUUAUGUAGAAAAAUCAGUGUUCAACAAGAUGUACGAAUUUGAUCAACUUGAUCUCGAUGAUAUUCCUCAACCCAAAGAUCUUAUUUCUUUCGCUAGGCAAGUUACGUUGGGAAUGGAAUUUCUAUCAUCUUACAAACUAAUUCAUCGUGACCUAGCUGCCAGAAACGUAUUGAUUACCGACGACAACAAAGUGAAAAUAUCCGAUUUCGGGCUAAGCCGUGACGUCUAUUACAAUAACAUGUACUGCAAAUCAUCGGGAGGAAAACUGCCGAUACGUUGGAUGGCUCUGGAAUCCAUGACCCAUCAGAUCUACACGACCCAUAGCGACGUUUGGUCUUUCGGAAUUCUUCUCUGGGAAAUCACCACCUUGGGCGGGACACCGUAUCCUGGAAUACCUACGCAGGAUAUUAUGGGAAUGUUAAAGAAAGGAUAUAGGAUGGCGAAACCUGAUAAUUGCUCUGAUGAAUUAUAUGUCAUAAUGUGUAAAUGUUGGAUUGAAAAACCUACUAGCCGACCUUCGUUUACAGAGUUAAAAAAGAACCUGGAUGAUAUACUUUCUUCGUUCACAGAUUAUUUAAUUUUAGAUCCUUCACUAGCCUACAAAUAUAAAGAUUUUACACUUAAAGAAGAUAAUAUUAGAAGAUAAAGUUGCAUGUUAACCAUUAUAUUUAUAGGUAGUGUUUGAAUCGAAAUUGUAGAUUUUAAAAAGUCAACCAAUCAAUGUUAAAUAUCUUAUAAACAACGGGACCAGACGUAUUGGUAUAUUUUAAGGAUACAGAUUUAAAAAUAAUGGGUUAAUUUUCUUCCUCUUUUUGCAUAAACAUGACUGUCUUUUUAUUCAAUUUAUCUCCAAUAAGUUGUCGUUCUUGCCUUCCUACUGGGGAACCGUUUCUCGCUGUCUUCACUACUCUGUUUGUUGUUUCUUACCCAGUUAUUUAAUCUCCAUCUUGCAUCUCCGUCGUAUAUCUGUACUUCUAGCUCUCUUCCAUAGUGUCUGACCAUAAUUUUUUCUAAGCGAUUUGAAGCGUCAUGAAACGUUUCCAUUUACUCCUUAAUAAAUUUAUCCGUUUAUUGGAAUACGUAUUCAUAAAACAAUACCGCUUAUUAGAAUAUUUUUCAGGUCAACGAAAAAAUUUUUACGUAUAAUUUCGAAUUUCUUAAAAAAUUAAAUUAUGUCUUGUAUUAUAAUUUCUCACCAAGGGCUUCGAAGGCCUGUAGGGCUGUUAUUUAUAUUAUUUGGGUUUGUCAGAUAGGUAAUAGAUAUUACGUAAGGCGUAGAAAAAUUCUGAAUACACGAGGAGAACGAGCGGCAAAUUUCAUCGAAGAAAAGUGCAACAGUUUAACUUUUGAGCUCAAAUUUCAUAAAAUAUGAAUUUUUUAAUUUUACGAAAGGACAUAUCUUAUGGAAAAUAUGUCACUCAAAUUUAAUAAAAUUUAUAUGAAUAGAUUCGUUUUAAAUUAACGGUCAAUUGUUAUCAUUGCGCCAACUCUUAAUUAUGAUUAAUUACGGAGCAAAUUGCAAUUAAAGUUUAUCGAAAUCACAUUUUUGGAGUUCAUAAAUGUGUCAGUUACAAUCACUAUUGUUCUGGGUGCUAUUCAAAACAGCUUAAACCCCGCUGGGCCUAAGCGGAUUAGUGAAACUAAUCCGCUGAUUUAUGGAGUACCGAUAAUUUGGGUAUUUUAAAAUAUUUUUUCUCUCUCUAACUUAUGCACGUACCCAUUUGAUUUCAGAUUUAUUUAUAUCAAUUUCUGCACUUAUUAUUUAAAAUACAGAGUUGGCGCAAUGAUAAGAAUUGGCCGUUAAUUUGAAGCGAGUCAUAUAAAUUUUAUUGAAUUUGAGUGACAUUAUAUUUUCCAUAAGAUGUGUUCGGUGUCCUUUUCAAAAAAUCGGCAUCAACAAACGAAGUUUUUCCCACGAAUCACAAUCCGUAUAAAAAUUUUAAACACACGUAAUUAUAAUGUAAGUACAAGUGUCUACCGCAGCUUACAAUUGUUGCACUUUUAACACAAUAAUACGUGGCACGCAUUGUGUUAAAAGUGCAACAGUAUGUGUUUGAAUUUCUGAGAGAGAAGGUUUGGUCAUAUCAAAAGAAUGUUAUAUAUGUUUCAUAUCUCUCAAUGCUACUCACUGUUUUGCCGACUUAAUAGUGGAAGAAUAUGUGUUUGAAUUCGCGAGGGAGAUAGUUUGGACAUAAUAUGUCCUGUUAUGAGUACCAAUUCAUUCGUUUACCGAUAAAUUCGGUCGUAAAAUAAUUUCCUUUUUCUAGAAACUAUACAUAUUGCCACCCAGUUGCCUGUUAUAAAUUUUUUAAGAAACAUUUCGCCCAUCCUAAUUUCUUGUAAAGUUAAAACGCUUUUGGAAUGGCCAAACCAUUGUAAAUUUUUCUAAUUUUUAUAAUUCAGAGCAACAAAAGUGACUAGUAUUUUAUGUAACAAAAAAACAAGCUACAAUUACCGAUUAUUUUUCAAGACUAAAUAAGUAAUUUUCUUAUUAAGUAUUAUGUAUUUAAUACGAAAAUAUUUACAUAAUCUAUAUAUUGUCAUUUCAUACUAAUUACUGUAUGCAUCCACAUAAUAUAAUGUAAUUUGGUUUUUUAAUAAAUACGUUACGCUAUUGUAUUAUUGACAUAAAAAGACCUAAAACCAUAUAGGUACAUAUACAUAUUAACAUAGUAUGUACUAUUAUUACGUAUAUUCGGUACACUUAUUACGGCUAGCCACCAAUGAUGGGUUAUUAGAAUAUCUAGGUUAUAAGAAUAUUUUUGCUUGGCACGAAGGCUAUUUCAAUAAGCGGAUUCGACUGUAUAACCAUGCAUAUUAUCUUUUUUAGGAAAAUUAACAUCGUUACUUUGAGAAAUUAGUAUUGCGUUGUCUGCAUAGUAAAUUAUUUUAAGUGUUUUUCUCCCCCUGUUUUAUCACAUUGGUUUAGUCAGCUCUUCUUUUAUUUUUGCAUUUAUUGUAUUGUUCUGGUAGAUAUUUUCGAUCGUUGUGAUUAUACCUAUCUCGUGCGUACAACAAGUGUAUUCGUUUGUAGUGGUUAUAUACCUGUUUUGUUCUGUAUUGGUAAAAUACUUUCUUCUUUGCUUCACAUUUUAUCUUCACUUCCUCUUUAAACCACGGGGUUUUCUUUUUUGAUAUGUCAGAGUUACCAUUCCCAUCAAAAGUUAAGAAAUUCCUGCUAAAUAGGACUUUCAGUGCCAAUAAAGUAGAGAGAGAGAGAACUUAAAUGUAGUGUUGAGUCCAAACGAGGCUUAGUUAUUUUUCCUUCCUUACGAUAUUCUUGGAAAAAAUUUAAUAUGUAUAGCUACAGUACCAGUAUGUUUACGUCUCUUCUAUGUAAUAAAUGUAUAACUGUGGGUUAAAAAAACGGCGUAUUUCUUAAUUUUAAAACUAUAUUUUGUACAAAUAAA